AUGGUCAAUCGCUCAGCAGCCAUUGUCGAUGACGAUGUGGAUGAUGGUUUGCCUUCAAAAAGCCAGUAUCGGCGAAGACCUCUUCGUACAUUCGGCGCGGAUUACACGGGCCUAGCCCAUACACGGGAUGAUGCUUUAGAACAAAAUGAGGAAGGCGAGUUUGAUGAUACACAUACACCUCCAAAUGUUCCCGCUUGUGGAGCACAAGAAUAUGCCACUUUUAUGCAGGCGAUACAACCAAGCUUAGACCGUAAUGCAAAAAUACCAUCGAACACCUUUUGUCCCCUCUCUGAAGCCAUCAUCACCAUACCUACCUCCUGA
This is a messenger RNA of Lichtheimia ornata, 321 nucleotides long. RefSeq lists its product as uncharacterized. The record is from RefSeq and is a predicted model, not a curated record. Bases 1 to 321 code for a protein of 106 amino acids. The transcript is spliced from 2 exons. NCBI's taxonomy places the organism in Eukaryota, Fungi, Mucoromycota, Mucoromycetes, Mucorales, Lichtheimiaceae.